Molecule: messenger RNA, 567 nt
Organism: Amoebophrya sp. A120
Lineage: Eukaryota; Dinophyceae; Syndiniales; Amoebophryaceae
Source: the annotation of a GenBank genome assembly
AGUUGAUUUGAGGAGACAGAGCACGUGCAACCUUUUUUAUAAUUAUGUUCGUAGUCCAAAAACAAAAGUGCUUCGCCCUGUAAGAUAGAGAAGAAAAAAACGGCGAAAAUAAAAAAAUUGGGAAACAUAUGAUUUUUGUAUCAGCCUGCUCGACGUGUAUGAUAAGUUAAAGAAUUAAAAUCAAUCACAUUGUUCUAUUGUUCAUUUUUCCGUGGAAGAUUUCCUUUUAUGAUUUUGGACCGAUACAACGAGCCAAGCCGUAGCAAAAUGAGCAUCUCUGAGGUGGAGGAGGAGUGCCCCCUCGUCGGGCACACUAGUAACGGGAACGAAGUACGAGUGGAAGUGGAAAAAUCGGUCAUGGCAGAAGAUGUCGCGGGACCGUCGGAACUAGAUAAUGCCGGAGCUGCAACAGGGUCGUCGGGCUCGGAGGCGUCAGCAACAGCAACGGCAUCAACUUCAUCUGCAGCUUCAUGCCUCCUGAGGUGGAGCCCCUCGCUGAUUAUCACUAUCCUGUCGAUCCUGGUUGGCGUUCUUGCGGUGCUGUUGGUGUCUUUUGCGGUAAUGUGG